Molecule: messenger RNA, 1267 nt
Organism: Galendromus occidentalis (western predatory mite)
Lineage: Eukaryota; Metazoa; Arthropoda; Arachnida; Mesostigmata; Phytoseiidae
Product: ribonuclease P protein subunit p40
Exons: 6
Coding region: 248-1222 (324 amino acids)
Biological process (GO): tRNA 5'-leader removal; endonucleolytic cleavage in ITS1 to separate SSU-rRNA from 5.8S rRNA and LSU-rRNA from tricistronic rRNA transcript (SSU-rRNA, 5.8S rRNA, LSU-rRNA)
Cellular component (GO): multimeric ribonuclease P complex; ribonuclease MRP complex
Molecular function (GO): ribonuclease MRP activity; ribonuclease P activity
Source: RefSeq, a predicted model, not a curated record
AUGUUUACAUCGAAGACAGGUGAAGACGCGCGCGAUCGAUCAUCCGAUGCGAUUCUGUGUGUUCUCUUGUAAGCUGACCGAGAGAGGUAUCCAACCUAACCGGAAAGUUUGUGGUGUUCUUGGCGACCGUGCUCAGCGGUUCAUUUUCUUUCCGUGCGCCACGGCCGAGGAAUGAGUUCCUAGGUCGAUCCAGGAAAGAGAGCUGUUUAUUGGGUUUCGUGGUGAUCUCGAUGUCAAGUCGUUCGCGAUGUUCCCCGAACUUGGAGACCUCAAAAACCAGGUCCUAUUCCACUCCUCGUCGGGACGAUCAUACCUCGAUGGAUUGAUCAACGAUCGGAAUUUCACCCAUGUAUUGCAAUUGAUCAUUCCGGGCGCAACUUCUAUACCGGCGAAUCUCAAAGAAAUCAUCAAGCCCUACUACCUCUUAAGACGCUUACGACUCGCAGAAAUAUUGAAUUUCGACUUCAUAUGCGCAUUCAUCAAAAACGGCAGUUUAUCUGUGAUAACAGCCUACAGUCCCGACAAGGGGAAUUCCAUGGCCAUAACACCCAGCGGGGUUCUGAUCCUCACACUUCGGAGCGACUUGUAUCAUCGACUGGGCAUCAACGGUUCGGAAGUCAACCCUCUGCCGCGAAAGAGAGGCUUCAAUCUUGACUUGAAGAAGGUCGAAGUAAAUCUGAGAGAUCCGAAGUUUUAUCCAGGCAGUAAGGUCUACGACCGCGUUCUCGACUGUGCCAGUCGAUGCGAUCUCAAGUACGACGUGCUCCUCUCCUGGGAGCCUCCGACACCUGAGAUCUCUCCUUUCUCGCCCAUGCAGUUCUUGAUCGAAAGAGUUACCGAUCUUGAGUGGAAAAAAUGCUCAUGCAGGUUCAAUUAUCAGCAGUCGUUCAAUAUAGACGUUCCGAACGACUUUGAUCAGAGUUUUUUCGACUGGACUGGGGUCAUCUCAGCCGGAGGAGACAUGAACAUACGGGACAGCAAUGCGCAGAUGAAUGUUAUUGCGGCGCAAUGGGCGGGAUUCAUUCCUCGUGCGAGUCUGCAGGCUCUAGCAGUCGCCGCUCGCCGUCUCGUCCCGGACGCACCCUUUGUUGUGAUCUCGUCGAUCGCGUUCCGGAGCGAUCCCACGGUGACCACUCUGGCGAGCUUCAACAACGAUUCUACGUUGACGAUUUGUUUCAAUAACCCAUCAACAUAUGUCGUCUAUUCCUGCCCCCCACUAUGAGAGGAUGUCCUUCAUGCAAUAAAAUUUGUGGAGCGGUCUUGGUGA